Bufo gargarizans (Asiatic toad) is the source of this 1207-nucleotide messenger RNA. RefSeq names its product lysosomal protein transmembrane 4 alpha (gene LAPTM4A). Lineage: Eukaryota; Metazoa; Chordata; Amphibia; Anura; Bufonidae. The record is from RefSeq and is a predicted model, not a curated record. The coding region runs from base 60 to 767 and encodes 235 amino acids. Gene Ontology annotation, cellular component: lysosomal membrane. The transcript has 7 exons.
UGUGACGUCUGCUGCUGAGCCCGACAAGAAGCGAUAACGGAGGACGAGAUCUACGCAGCAUGAAUGUGAAGCGGAGCCGGGACCGGCUGUACAGCACUCGGUGCUGCGGCUGCUGUCAUGUCCGGACCGGAACCAUCAUCCUGGGCACCAAGUACAUGGUGGUCAACCUGCUCAUGGGAAUACUUCUGACUGUGAAAGUCACUCACCCCGAUACCGUGCCUACAGUGGACAUCCAGUAUGAAGUCAUUGGGAACUACUAUGCCUCGGAGAAAGUGGCCGAAAACGCCUGUGUCCUUUUUGCCAUAUCCUUGCUGAUGUUUACAAUGAGUGCAAUGAUGGUUUACGGAGCAAUCACACACCGCGGCGGCUGGCUGAUUCCCUUCUUCUGCUACCAGCUGUUUGAUUUCGCCCUCACGUGCCUGCUCGCCAUCAGCUCCCUCACAUACCUGCCGGGAAUUAAGGACUAUUUGGAGCAAUUACCGGAUUUCCCAUAUAAAGAUGACCUGCUUGCAAUGGACUCCAGCUUGCUCCUCUUCAUUGUCCUGUUCUCUGGGACUUUAAUAAUUAUUCUCAAGGCCUACCUGAUCAACUGUGUGUGGAACUGCUACAAGUACAUCAAUAACAGGAACAUGCCAGAGAUUGCCGUGUACCCCGCCUUUGAGACCCCUCCUCAGUACAUCCUACCAACGUAUGAGAUGGCCAUAAAGAUGCCAGAAAAGGAGAAGGACCCUCCCCCACCUUACAUCCAAACGCAGAAGGACGUAUAACCUCUCCGGUCUCCUCCCACGCUUGGCCUAGUGUUUUAAUAUUGCCCCUGCUUGUCCCACAGAAUAAACCAACCCCCUCCCCACCCCAAUUCUGAAGAGACUUCGUUAUUUUUUAUGUAACCCGACGCUUACAUUGCCUUAACCUGUAACCUGAAGAUGACUUACCUUUUCAGACAAUCUCUUACUGCUUAACGUUUACGAGGGGGAAGUAGUUUUGGGGGAAGAUAAUGAUUCUUGGUACUUUAUUUUUUUUUAAUUAUAAUAUUUUGUUGUUUUGGUUUUUAUUUUGUCAGUCAUUUCUCCUUGUCUGUCAUUUCAUGCCUUUCACUUCCGGAGAACCUUCUGACAUACCGGUGACUGUGUCCUGGUGAUCCGCUCAGCAGUGAAAGAGUGAAUAAAAAUAUUUUUCUUGAAUAAAUAAAAAGAAAUACAAAUUUUUA